Molecule: messenger RNA, 1515 nt
Organism: Pieris brassicae (large cabbage white)
Lineage: Eukaryota; Metazoa; Arthropoda; Insecta; Lepidoptera; Pieridae
Product: lipase 3-like
Exons: 1
Coding region: 1-1446 (481 amino acids)
Source: RefSeq, a predicted model, not a curated record
AUGGUCUUCCAACCCUUGGACAACAUUGACUACCAAAACUUCUUCGCAAGACCUGAGAGUCAAGAACGCCUCAACUAUGACGACUACCCACUCCCCAUUUCUAAAGAGAAAAGCCCACCGUACUUCACUAAAACUAUCCAACGUGAAUCGCCUAAACAUGGGGAUGUCAUCACCUGGAGGGGCAUCCAAAUCGCCGCUGGUCCGAAAUCAACAGUUAACGACAAGAAGCACAUCGUACGAAUCUUUGACGACGCCUACAAGACAUUGCAACACAUCACCGAUGAUAAAAAGAAAACUUACCAUGACGCCUUCGAGAGGUCCGAACAAAAUGACUCUGAAGAUGCCAACAUGAACGCCACUCAACUUCUCAUGAAACAUCAAUAUUCUGUUGAAGAACAUGUUGUCAGAACUGACGACGGAUACAUUCUCACCAUGUUCCGCGUCCUACCUAGAGAACAGAAGAAUGUGGAAGUACCUGUAGUAUUCCUGAUGCAUGGGCUCUUAGGCAGCGCUGAUGACUGGUUAUUAAUGGACAAGUCACUUGCCUAUAUGUUAGCUGACGCCGGGUAUGAAGUAUGGCUGGGAAAUGCCAGAGGAAGUAAAUACUCGCGCAAACACGUAAGCAAACAUCCUGCCCAAGCAGAUUUCUGGAAGUUCAGCAUUGACGAAAUUGCUCACCACGAUUUGCCGGCAAUGAUCGACUAUUCAUUACAAACAUCAAAGCAGCAAAAGCUCUUCUAUGUAGGCCAUUCACAAGGAACCACAGCAUUCUUCGCACUGACUUCUACUCGCCCUGAGUACCGCAACAAAAUUUCAAUGAUGUACGCACUGGCACCCAUGGUCUACAUGACAAACACGCGCAGCCCAUUGCUUCGCAUGAUGUCUCCAAAUAAUCCAUUCUACGAUUAUUUACAGCAUCAAUUAGGAUAUGGUGAGCUGAAGUUAAGCAAAGAGUUGGUUCACACCAUAGGAGGCAAUAUGUGCCAAAACCAAAUUGGCUGCAAACACAUCUGUGGCAACGUUAACUUCGUCGUGACUGGCAUGAACCCUACAAAUAUGGACGCCGAUUUAGUUCCUGUAAUUAUGAGUCACGUACCAGCAGGAGCAUCGACGAGGCAAAUCAAACAGUAUAGCCAAGCUGUGGCAGCCAAUGAACUUAGAAAAUAUGACUUUGGUGCGGAAACGAACACACAAGUAUAUGGCAACAGUCAACCUCCAAGGUACAAUAUGACAGAUGUCAAAGUUCCAGUGGCUCUAUACUACAGUGAUGAAGACUGGAUGGCGCACCCCAGGGAUGUAGAAAGGUUGCAGCAGGAGCUUCCCGAUGUGAGAGACUUCUACAGAAUUCCCGAUGAACACUUCAAUCAUAUGGACUUCCAAUUCUCACGCCGAGCCCCCGUAGUCGUCAAUCAGAGAUUAGUAGAUUCCAUAAGAAAUUACCACUGAGUAAAAUUACUUUUUAUAAAUUUAAAUACUAGAUGAAUAUUGAAUACAUAAGUACAUACUUCAACCCUA